AUUUCAUGCGGGCAAUCAAAAGCCCAACAGUCAGCCACUUGAAUAUCGUACAAGUUACUGUCGUCUUUGAGAUAAAUGAAGAUGGUUACUGGUUCUCCUAUGGGUAGUGGUGCUUCGAUAUUGCUUGUCUGAAAGAGAGUUCAAGAUGGUCCUGGUGAAGGCUAUCCUGUUGUCCUGCCUGAUUUUGGCGAUUCAGGGGGGUACCCUGAUGCCCAUAGAGCCGACGAAGGGAGGGGUGAUUCCACUACCUCAGACAGUGAUGCAAACCGAAGAAUUUUUCACCGUGACUCCUUCGCUGUUAAGGUUUAGGCUAACCGGAAACACAUGUUCGAUCCUCGAAGAAGCCCUGACCAGAUAUUGGAAGUUGAUAUCCAACAACUACUCUUCGCACAUUCUCAAGAGGUAUUCCCAAAGGACCAAGGCCACUUGGAAGCAAAGCACCAACUAUAUCAGAAGACUGGAUGUGGUUAAGAUAAAUCUGCUCGACAUCUGCACCGACACCGAUUUCCCUAGUUUGAAUGGAACGAAUGAGAGCUAUAUCUUAGAACUAACUGAGUCCGACCAGAUUCUCACCGCUCGUUCAGUCUGGGGCAUGCUGAGAGCUUUAGAAACCUUCUCCCAGCUCAUCUACGAAGAUGAGCAAUCCUCAACGUUGAGAUUGAACUCGACACGAAUAAGCGAUUACCCAAGGUUCCCCCACAGAGGUCUUCUCUUGGAUACGUCACGUCACUUCAUUCCAGUUAAAUACAUAUUGAAAACUCUGGACGCGAUGUCCUACAAUAAACUCAACGUUUUCCACUGGCACAUCGUUGACGAUCAGAGUUUUCCCUAUAAGAGCACUAGCUUUCCCCAAUUGAGCGAGAAGGGCGCCUAUCACCCUGUAGAGGCUGUCUAUCAACCGGAAGAUGUGAAGGAAAUCAUCGAGUAUGCCAGAAAGCGUGGUAUUCGUGUUUUGGUUGAAUUCGAUACACCAGGACAUACUUUAUCUUGGGGUAAAGGUGUCGCAGAUAUUCUCACGAAGUGUGUUGGUAUUUCCGACCAAUACGGUCCGAUGGAUCCUUCCUUACCCAAUGUCUAUAAGUUUCUGACUGAAUUCUACAGUGAAAUCUCCAAGGUUUUCCCGGACAAAUACGUUCAUUUGGGAGGUGAUGAAGUACCUUUUGAUUGUUGGCAGAGUAACCCGAAUAUAACGAAAUUCAUGGAAACCCUGAAUAUAACAGGUGACUACGCAGCCCUGGAAAGUUAUUUCAUCAAAAAUCUUAUUGGGAUAGUAACGAAGGAAGGUUUGAGCCCCAUUGUUUGGGAGGAAGUGUUCGAUAAUGGGGUUAAAUUGACGAAUACGACCAUAGUGCAUGUUUGGAAGGACGGAUAUCAGCACACAUUGAAUAAGGCAACCCAAGCAGGCAAACCGGUGCUUUUAUCAUCUUGUUGGUACCUAGACCAUCUGGGCGGUGUGAAAGAUUGGCAGAAUUUCUACAAAUGCGACCCGUACAACUUUCCGGGUUCUGGUGCCCAAAAAGAAUUGGUCCUAGGAGGUGAAGCUUGCAUGUGGAGUGAGAUGGUUAAUGAGAAUAAUCUGAUGUCGAGAGUAUGGCCAAGAGCUUCUGCAACAGCGGAGAAAUUAUGGUCAUCCAUCACUGAUUGGAACGAACCUGAGGUCACCGAUGCCCAGUUGGACGAUAUGGCUAGGAGGCUCGAAGAGCACACUUGCAGAAUGAACAAGAGGGGGGUUGGUGCAGAACCAGCCAGCGGACCCAGUUUCUGUUAUUAAUUUAGUCACAAAUAAAAUUAAAGCAAA
This is a messenger RNA of Harmonia axyridis, 1798 nucleotides long. Its product is annotated as beta-hexosaminidase subunit beta-like. The record is from RefSeq and is a predicted model, not a curated record. Gene Ontology annotation, cellular component: membrane. Gene Ontology annotation, biological process: ganglioside catabolic process; glycosaminoglycan metabolic process; carbohydrate metabolic process. The transcript has 11 exons. Lineage: Eukaryota; Metazoa; Arthropoda; Insecta; Coleoptera; Coccinellidae. Gene Ontology annotation, molecular function: beta-N-acetylhexosaminidase activity. Bases 146 to 1771 code for a protein of 541 amino acids.